Neoarthrinium moseri is the source of this 318-nucleotide messenger RNA. RefSeq lists its product as uncharacterized. Lineage: Eukaryota; Fungi; Ascomycota; Sordariomycetes; Amphisphaeriales; Apiosporaceae. The coding region runs from base 1 to 318 and encodes 105 amino acids. The record is from RefSeq and is a predicted model, not a curated record. The transcript has 4 exons.
AUGCAGUUCCGAUCAGCCUCAUUCCAAACCUUAGCCAUCGUCAUAUUGGCCGUGCCAUCGGUAUUUGCCGACAUGCACUACGCCGCAACAUGCAUCGGAGUUCGACAAGGCGGCACCUACGAAAUACUUGCGAAUGCCACAGAGUGUGCUUGCACUGCGUACUUAAAUCGCAACACCGGAGACAAACAAUACGAUACCUGCCCAGACUGCACUUUUGACGGCAUGCAAUGUAACUCUGCCGAUUGGCACAUCGGUGGCGAUGAGUGGAACUACUAUUGUGAGGAUAAAUGCGGCGCGCGGGGAUCGGUAGCAAACUAG